GAAAUAUGAUGAAGAUUAUAUUAAUCGGCAUGCAAAUGGUCCAGGAUGUAAACGGAAAAAACAAAAAAGUAUUUUGUGUUUUUUUAACUCAACAGAUAAGGUAGUUGAAGAAAAAAGCGAAGUAGAAGAUGUAAUGGAUGAUGAUAAUAUUAUUAUAGUAGACAAAAAUAAGGAUGAAAUUAAUAGAGAAGAAAAUGCUAAUAUAGAAAUUAUUAAUCCAGUAACUAACCAAACUG
Molecule: messenger RNA, 236 nt
Organism: Racocetra fulgida
Lineage: Eukaryota; Fungi; Glomeromycota; Glomeromycetes; Diversisporales; Gigasporaceae
Source: the annotation of a GenBank genome assembly